AUGGGCUCCAUUCCGACUCCUGACCCGGUCCGACUGGCCAUUCUCGUUACAGAUGAGCCGCUGCCUAGCGUAUCGGCCAAGCUAGGCCGCUUCGACACUAUCUUCACGAACCUUCUCGAAAACGCAUGCGAAAGCCUUGACCCACCGCAUGCCCUGAAGUCUCAGCUGGCGCUGACUUCGUACAACGUGGUGGCUGAAGACGGUGUGGAUGCCGCUUACCCCGAGCCUGAGGAUGUCGAUGCCGUGCUCAUCACGGGAUCCCGGCAUUCGGCUUACGCGGACGAUGAAUGGAUUGUGAGGCUGACGGCUUUCACUCGGAGGCUUCUGGAUGAGGGCCGUGUUCGCGUCAUUGGUGUUUGCUUCGGGCACCAGAUCGUUGCUCGCGCCCUUGGUGCACAGGUUGCCCGGUCCCCCGGAGGUUGGGAGCUGUCUGUCACGGAGCUGGAGUUGACAGACGAGGGCAAAAAGGUGUUUGGGUCUGAGAGCCUGAGCAUCUAUCAGACACAUCGCGAUGCAGUUCUCGGCCUGCCUUCUGGUGUCACAUUAUUAGCCCACACCAAGCAAUGCCCAAUUCAAGCCCUAUAUGUCCCUCGGAGGUUCAUCACAGUGCAGGGCCACCCUGAGUUCUCACCUUUCAUGAUGAGCGAGAUGCUACAGAUCCGCCAUCAGGCCGGCAUUAUUCCGGAAAAGCCUUUCAAGGACGCCAUGUCAAGGUACUCGGAUGCUCACGAUGGUGUUUCCAUUGGGCGAAGUUUUCUACGCUUCUUGAGGGAGUGA
Molecule: messenger RNA, 777 nt
Organism: Colletotrichum costaricense
Lineage: Eukaryota; Fungi; Ascomycota; Sordariomycetes; Glomerellales; Glomerellaceae
Product: glutamine amidotransferase class-I
Exons: 2
Coding region: 1-777 (258 amino acids)
Cellular component (GO): nucleus; cytosol
Source: RefSeq, a predicted model, not a curated record